Molecule: messenger RNA, 1751 nt
Organism: Mercenaria mercenaria
Lineage: Eukaryota; Metazoa; Mollusca; Bivalvia; Venerida; Veneridae
Exons: 5
Coding region: 88-945 (285 amino acids)
Source: RefSeq, a predicted model, not a curated record
UAAAUAUCGUCGUAAAAUAGAGUCAAUUUACAAUUUAUUAAUUUACAUUUUAGUCGCAUUAAUGUUUAAGUAAACAGAGGAUACUAAAUGCUGCCAUUAGAGAUAAAUGUUCAGUACGAGUGCUAUAUAACGGCCUCUGCAGACAAUGUCUCAAGAGCAGAUACGGAAAAUCGUAAUGAUUACUGCAUUGAAUGUGACAACUGCGGUGAACUGGACUCUUGUGUAAACUGUAGUUACUGUGGUAAACCUUUCUGCAUCUCCUCGUGCCGCAUACCUCAUGAAACCACUUGCAGUAGAAGAUCAAGGCUUGAGGCAGAAAUUACAUUGAACCGGAUUGUAUCUAGGGACUCAUUAGAAAUUUCCAACGCAAAUAAUGUUCACUCGUUACAAGUUCCUGAGUGUAAUGAAAAGGACUGUCUUGAUUAUCUGUUGGUGACUAAUGGCAACUACUGUAAUCCAGUUUUGAGGUAUAGUCUAUGCAUCUUAGCAAUAUCCAUGGUGAUUCUGGGUUUUGCUACAGGAAUAUGGAGUGUGACUGAGGGAAGCAUAAAUGUUCAGAUUGGUGCAUGUUUGUCGAUGGUGAAGAGUCUAAUUCAACUUGGACUAAUAUUCUGGUUGACAUGUGUACAUACCGGAAAUGCUAUCAACGCCCGGAAAACUGUUUAUGGAUCACUGCCUAUGCUGUUAAUUGUAAUGUUUACAGUUAUUGAGAUGAUAUUUGUCAAUACCCCGGACGAAGACCUACUAACAUCCGGUCUGUUUCUUCGAAUUUUCGUAAUCAUAGACUGUGUAUAUGGUGCCGCUAUUGUGGUUAUUGUACUGAUGCUGGUGGCCAGAUGGUCCAGGAAAAAGAGAGGAAUGUAUGACUUCAAUGCUGAAAUAACCGGAUACAGAAGAAUGGCAGUCUUUUCAACAGGAAUAAAUAGCACAAGUUUAAGAAUGUGAAAACAUUCAGCUGAAUCAUUAUAUGGUCAAUUUGUUUUAGUCUAAUAAUACUGUAUAUAUGUGACUAGUUUCAGAUUUUAUUACAGUAUCUUACUCGAAAAUUCUCAUAUCCCUUUGAAAUCGUGUAAGCUAUUAGUUUUUUUUUUUUUUUGUUUUUUUUCGUGACUUGAAUAUCCAACUUCUUGAGUCUAACUGCAGAACAACCUUCAGAUUAUUGCACAUAAUGGUCAGUCGAAAUCACGAUAAAAAAAAGGUUAUAACAGAUGAUCCUGUAAACUUCAUACUUGAUAGUUCUUAAUUUCAUUACAUUACAGACUUGUUUUAGAACUACGGAAGGAAAUUAAAGUAAAGUUUUUGAUAAAUUGUAUAUCAUUAUUGUUCAUGUUUAUUUUUAUUAUUAUUACUGUUAUUAUUAUUAUUAUACCAUAUUUGUAUAGCACUCUUCUCAUAAAAAAUAAUAUACGUUCAAAAGUGCUUAACAAUAGAAUGUGCAUACAUGAACAAUAAAUAUUGAUGAAUAAAAAUAAAAGCAAUGAUACGUAUCAAUUAUGCAACUCAAGAUACGUGUUAAAAUAAUCAAAUGAUAAUUGAAAUGAAUAAAUGCUAAACAGUAAACACAGGCUAAUACAUGAAAAUUAAAACAAUAUCGCACUAUCAAUAUAUUAAUGCAUAAAACUACGAAUAACACAAAUUGUCUAGUUAAACACAAAUCAUAUUUAAAACAACAUUGAAGUGUUUAACGAGACUAAGAAAAGAAUUAAGAUUGGUAAGCAGAUACAGCCAGACUAUAACAUGAGCCGCGCCAU